CUCAAACUGCGAGCAAAAUAUAGCUGCGCCGUCUGCGCCUGACUUGUUGUGUUAUAUACAUGUAUAUACGACGAAGCGCACACGCGAUUUCAUGGCGUAAAACUCGUGUCUGUGUGCUCGCUCCGUAGGCAUAAUAUACUUAUUAUACUCGUGUUAUAAUGACGCCUGCUCGGCUCUGUGUUGUGCUUUUGUGAGAGGAGGCCGCAACACUGUCACGGACUGCAGUUUUCCAUAAUAUGCGUAGCUAACCACACGCAUGCACGCACGAAGAACACAAUAAACAAACGGAAAAGGCGACGAGUUCGAGAUCAGAGGAGGAACUAGUACUUCUGCUAUUCUUUUUUUUUCAUUCUUCGGUAUCUCUCUCUCGAGAGAAAGAGAGAUAAAAAAAAGUGUCGACGCUGCACGUACACAGACCAAUGCUUUUCGGAGCAUUCAGAGUUUCUGCUUUGACGUAGAUGCUGCUGCUGCUGCUGCUGCUGCUACAGUGUUUUGAAGUGUCGCUCUGCGAAACAACAGCGAGGAUGCAUCAACUCAGCUGAGAUCAACAAAAAUAAAAAAAAACAACAACAGCAACAACGUCGACGAUCGUCAUUUUUCCACAGCAGAGAGCAUGAGCAAAAUGAGCGGCUCGCGACUCGCCAGGGGCCGGGCCAGCCGCAUGGCGAUCCUGAUGGUCUCGGUGGUACUCAUCUGCUGCGGCUACUACGUGUACCGGCAGACGCGCGCCGAGAUGGAUAAACUGCGCGAGCUUCACACAAAGUGCAACCAACAACUGGAUACCCUCCAGGCCCAGCUUCAAGUGAUAUACGAGUACAAAGUGCAAUUGGAGAAAACGCUGUCGAACGAAAAAAGCGCCAACGCCGCGGUGAAGGAGGAGCUGCAGCUCAAGGCGUCGAGGGAGCGCUCGAUGCGCGACAAAGACAUGGUCGAGGCGCAGCAGCGUUACAAGUCUCUGCAGCAGCAGUACAAGAUCCUGCAGACCGGCCACAAGGAUCUUAAGGACGACUGCGAGAAGAAGGCCAAAGUCGCCUACGAGAACACCAACAUCUGCGAGACCAAGCUGGUCGAUCUGAGGAAGCUCUUGAAGAAGGAGAAGGACGAGAAGGACGACCUGUCCAAGUCGCUGGAUCAUCUGAAAAACAAGUGCAUGGACGAGGGUCAGAAGAAGGAGCAGCUCGAGGAACAGUACGAGAACUUGGUCAAGACGAAUCAAAACGAUAACGGCGAACUGGCGAGACUGCAAAAGCAAGUCAUACAGCUGACUCGAGAACUCGACAAGUAUAACAAGAAUAAUGUGGGUAAUCCAGAUAUAGAUAAUGGCCAAAUAUUGCCCAGGUACUCGAACUCGGACAUCAACGACGUAAAUCCAGCUAAUAAUCUGGUCGUCGAGGAAAAGUCCAACCCCGCGGCAAUCGACAAGGACCAGAUGCAGAUGAACAGGCCGUCGUCGUCGUCUUCUCAGCAUCAGGCUCAAGUCUCGGGGAUGAUGAAUAAUGCGGUGCCGGCGCCGUUGAAAAGUCCCACCGAGAGCUCAAGCAAAGCCACCACAGCGACAACGACGACUGCCAAAGUGAAGCUACCCGUAGGCGUGCCACCGAUACCAAGACUCAUCGAACAGCCCAAAGAAGAUAUCGAAAGGCGACCGGCGGGUAAAGCUGACUCAGAAGCACAAGUCGAUCCUGGCUUCGCCGAUCCCAAUCGGGAUCACGCCAAUGCGAAUAGAGACAUUCGAAAAGCUAUCCACCAAUUAGAAGCUAUGAAAAAACUUAGACACGAGGCCGUUGGACACGAUCCCGAGAACGGCUGGUACAGAGUUGUUAAAGUUGGUCAACAAGAAGUCGGUGAAAUGCGUCAAGAAAAGAGCGGUUUAGAGAAUGUCGCUGGCAACGAGGACGUGGAACAAUACGACGAUUACAAUUACAAAGAGACGCACAAUAAAAACGGUGACUUACAUUUGGAGGAAGGAGAAGACGAAAGAGAAGAUUUACUUUAGAUGAGGAUGACUACGUCCACCACAAUGUCAAUGACAUCAAACACGAAUAAAGUUACUUCCACGAAGAAACCUAGAUAAAAAUUUUGUACAGUGUUGACAAUUUUUCAAGAGCGAGCUCUAUAUUUUAUCUUGGAAUCCGUACUGAAAUAUGAACCUGAGAAAGUCUGUAGAGUGCAAAUAUGUUGUUAGCGGCAACGAUGGUUAAAAAACUGUAUUUUUAUAAAAAAAACUAAUAAAAGUUAUUGUAAACGUAACGUUAGGGUUUUUAAGGUACUUAACAUACUUAACAAUGUUCCAAAAUAUUUCAUAAGUCGUCUUGUGAAUAGUAUGUAGUUGUAUAUAAGUAUAAAUUACAGUUAAAUUGUAAAUUAAAAUUACUUAAUGACUAAGGUGCUACUUAUUACUGCCAUAAUUUUACUAACUUAUCGUUUAUAUUUUUAUAAUUUAAAAAAAACAAAAACAAUGUACUUAAUAUGUUAUUACAAGUUAUUUUAUAAGUUUAGUAUAGUUGUAACAUAUACUAUAACUAUAUUUUCUUUGCAAAAUUUUUGUGCGGGUAUAAAUGAAAAAUGUCAUUUCUGUUUACGGUUUUGUAACUAAAAAAAAAUUUUAUUCUAUAAAAACGUAUGAUGUUUUUCAGUUCUUCAAUUUCUUUUAGACGGUACGAUUACCUAAAAAAAUUAACUAUAAAAGAUGACUAUUGUUUUUUAAGCAGUUCAACUUUUAGUCAUUGUGAUGUAAGUUAAGCAUACUGACCAUUUCUUAAUUAUGAAAUAGAACGAAUUACUAUCAAUUAUAAAAAAUAAUUGAUGAUUUCUCUUUUAUGAAGUAGAUGUUAUUAGUUUAAGGAGAAAAUUUGUAUAAUGUUUGUUGAGGCAUUUUUGUAUGGUUAGAAAUAUUGAAGAUCAAAAUAUAUAUGUACAGACAUUUUUACA
Messenger RNA from Trichogramma pretiosum, 2931 nucleotides. RefSeq names its product myosin-10-like. The record is from RefSeq and is a predicted model, not a curated record. Gene Ontology annotation, cellular component: Golgi membrane; Golgi apparatus. The transcript is spliced from 7 exons. Lineage: Eukaryota; Metazoa; Arthropoda; Insecta; Hymenoptera; Trichogrammatidae. Bases 614 to 1996 code for a protein of 460 amino acids.